Molecule: messenger RNA, 2271 nt
Organism: Lottia gigantea (owl limpet)
Lineage: Eukaryota; Metazoa; Mollusca; Gastropoda; Lottiidae
Exons: 9
Coding region: 98-928 (276 amino acids)
Biological process (GO): cilium movement involved in cell motility; motile cilium assembly; axoneme assembly
Cellular component (GO): radial spoke; axoneme
Source: RefSeq, a predicted model, not a curated record
GCAACAACAAUAAUCGCAUGGAGACUUGUUAAAAAUCUGUUGGUUUGCCAUUAUUUUCAACUCACUCGUACAGUUGCUCCAGAAUUAAUACAAAAAAAUGGACGGAGAAGGUCUUCAUCUGAAUAUCGAUUAUGUCGGAAGCAGUGGUAUUAUUUUGAGUCCAGAACAAAAGGCAGCUUUACAAACGUCACUUAUUAUUUUACAAAAUGAAAACAAAUUUAACACAAUUUAUUUUUGGGGCAAAAUUUGUGGAAUUAAAGAUGACUACUACAUAGCUCAAGGUGUUGGUCGAAAUGAGUUUGAAGGAAGAAAGACAUUUUACAGCAAAGAUUGUAUUCACUGGGGUUUAUUACCACCAGCAACUAAAGCAGUACGAGAUCAGAGUAGACUAGCUAAGGGGAGGUUUACUGGUGAUCCUUCUUAUGAAUAUGAACAUGUUGAAACAAAGAAAAUUGGUGAAGGUGAAGAUGCUACUGAAGAAGAAGAAACAAUUAUGAUUAAAGAAGAAAAUAGAUUAACAUCUGUUAUAGCUGAUAUUGAUGAAGAUGUUAGAAUUGUACCACGAGCAGCUUACGUUAAAACACCAACAGGAAAUGUUAUUAGCAACAGAAGUUUCGAAGGUCUUUCAGUAUCUGAAUCAGCAAAGUUAAGUAGUUAUUUACAUUUCCGUGAGGCAAAACUACUUCUAGAAAAACCUUUGUUAGACAGGGCCAACUUAGAUAAGGCUUUGGAUUUUAUGGACUGUAUAGAAGAAGAUAUUCCUCGAGGAUCAUGGAGUUGUCAGUUUGAAAGAGGAAGUGGUCUACUGACAUUAAGAAGUUUAUUGUGGCAAGGAUACACAUUUUUCCAUGUCCCUGGAUCCCGAAGAUUUGGCUCAGUAUAUUUUGGUUCAGGAGAGAAAAACCUAGAUUUACCAUUCAUGUUAUAAAUAAAUUAUUUGUAGAACUUGAAAGUGGUGAAAAUUGAGUCUAUAUCAAAUACUUAUUUCAUUGUUUUUACUGUACAAAAAUAUCAUUCUAUAUAGCAUUGAAGGAAUUCAGCUGGGCUUGAUGUCAAGAAAAUGCAAUAGGCAGCAUAAUACUAAAACAAGACUAUUAUAAUUUUAUAAGGGGGUUAAUUUAGGGGUUGGACUGUAAAACUAGGUGUAUCAUUCAAACUCUUGCUACUGAUUUUAUUUAUUAUUCAUGAAUUGUAUAAAUAAAACAUAUUUAUUCAUUGUUUUUAGUUUUUUACAAAUUUACUAUUAUUAAACAAAGCAAUUUUUAGAUAAAUAAUUCUUUAGGAUGAUAAAGAAUUUCAACCCCUUUGAUAGAAAUAAGAUUACACAUAAGCAGAUAAGGUCUGUUAUCAAAAUAGCUUUCCAAGUUUUUAGAGCUCAAUUUAAGCUGUUAAUAGAACAUUUGAACUUGAGCUCUGAACAAAGGAAGCAAAUAUUUGAAUGAUUUUCCAUUGCAGCUUUAUUUUUUAAUUAGUUCUAGUGACAGUAUAUGAAGCUCUCUCUGGGUCAAUAUUGGCCAUAGACCCAUUAUUCAGUGUGCCAGGUCUUGCUGUCAGAGAUGCAGUGUACAUGAUCAUAAUGAAUGGAUGGACAAUUUCCUUAUUGCAAGUGUAAAAAUGGUGAAUUCUAUCAACAUAUAUCUGCAGUAUAUCAUAUAUUACAGUCUAUAAAUGGUUGAAAUCUAAACACAGAAUUUUCUGUCCAUGACAUCAUUGUUCAAUACAGUUUUUUCUCCACAUAUAUAGUAUCAUGAUAAUGCACAUUAUAUCUCCUCCAUUUAAAUUGACUGCGAAGUGGUCUGUCUUUGUGAGAUACAUGUUUUAAAUCAGGUCGGAAUGGUGAUAAUAAACCUGCUAUUUGUGCUUUUCUUACUAAUUCUAAGAGAUUUUUCUGUUGUGAUGGACAAACUUUUGUUAUUCUACGGGGUAAUAAAGAUCCAUCAGGUCUUAAAAACUGACUUAAUAUUAAAACAUCUGUAUAAUCUAUUUCCAUUCGUAAAGAACAUAUUGGACAAGAACCUUCAACUGUUUUAGGUAAAACUUUACCCUCUCUUGAAGAUAAUUCAUUUACACCAGAGAUCACUGUAACUUGACCCUGUUUUUCUUCCUUAACAGAUUUCAGGAAACGCUUUGAGGUAGAAGAUAUUGAUCUCGCUUCGGGAAUCGUUCUGUGCCAGACACGACCCUUCGGAGUAAUGUUUAAUAUACUUCUACAAAUUUUGAACAUUUUCACCCCAAGACAAGAGAAACAUCAACACGAUGGGUAAAUUGACC